AUGAAGGUUAAGGAGUUAUUGAAGACUGUCAAUGUGGCUUGGUCACCAAAAGACCAACAUCCAAUUUUAUUAGCAGCAGGAACUGCCGCACAACAAUUAGAUGCUACUUUUAACACAUCAGCCAGCUUAGAUUUAUAUUCACUUAAUUUACAACAGCCUGGAUAUGACAUGGAAUGUAAAGUCAGUGUCCCCAGUGAACACAGGUUUCACAAAAUCAUCUGGGGAGCCCACGGUACCAAUCCAGCGGGAGUGAUCGUCGGAGGUUGCGACUACGGAUCAAUAAAAAUCUAUUCCGCAUCAAAGAUGUUAUCCCGCGAGCAAGACAGCCUGCUUUGCAACCCAGACCGUCACACAGGUCCAGUGCGAGCACUGGACUUCAACCCGUUCCAGAGUAACUUGCUAGCAUCCGGAGCAACCUUGAGCGAAAUAUACAUCUGGGACAUAGUAAACACAAAGACUCCCAUGACCCCUGGCGCGACGAGUAUGCCAGCAGAAGACGUACAGUACAUCCAGUGGAACAAGCAAGUCCAACACAUUCUCGCUUCGACCUUUUCCCAGCGCUGCGUCAUCUGGGACUUGCGUAAAAACGAGCCAAUAAUCAAACUAACCGACGCAAACUCGAAAAUCCGGUGGAAGGCGCUUCAAUGGCACCCGGAAGUCGCCACCCAGCUCUGUCUCGCUUCGGAAGAAGACCAGGCUCCAAUAAUCCAACUGUGGGACCUGAGAUUUGCCACGUCGCCGUUAAAGACUUUAUCUCACCAUCAGCGAGGAAUUUUGUCCAUCGCCUGGAACAAUCACGACUCAGAUUUGCUCUUAAGUUGCGCAAGAGACAACACGAUCGUCUGUUGGAACCCUAAUGUAGAGUCCGCCAACGACCAAUUUUUAUGCGAGCUAAUGCAAACUAAUCAGUGGAACUUUGACGUGUCCUGGUGCCCCAGAAGCCCUGGACUGAUCGUAGGCAGCAGCUUCGACGGUCACGCGUCAGUUUAUUCUCUCCUGGGCGUUUCUCAAGCCUCUGAAACUGCGAAUAAAAUAGUAGAUUCUUUCCCAGGAAUGGAUCCAUUCACCCAAGCGCCGCCAGUAGUAAAACGAGAAGCAGUUCCAGCAUUAAAGAAAGCCCCCAAGUGGCUGAAAAGACCCGUCGGGGCUUCUUUUGGCUUCGGAGGUAAGCUGUGUAUCCACGAGAAAGAAGUAGACGCCAACAAUGCACUAACCAGACCUCGAGCUUUCAUUUCCCAGGUGAUCACCGACCCAGACCUGGUUCACAGGUCAGAUGAGCUGGAACAAGCGCUGAAAAGCGAGCAGUUCUGGGACUACUGCCGCGGAAAGGCGGAGACUACUUCUGAUGAGCAUUUCAAGCGCGUGUGGAGCUACGUGGCUGCUUACUUCAGCGAGGACAUCACUAGGACCUUCCUGGACCUCCUGGGGUACAACGUGCUCCAAGUAAACGAAAAAUUGAAGAAAUUAUUGCCAGAUGAGGACAUUAACACAGUGACUGACGGUGUCGCUAAGAUGGAUGCCGGUAGCCUUCAAAAUGGCGGAUUCGACGGCAGCGCCGCCUUCGACGCGAUUGCGCAGCAAGAACAGAAGCGACUCACUCUUUCGCCGAAGCUUCAGUCGGUAAUGAAGUUUAAUACUUCCGACGACGAAGACGGCUUGAUAACCCAGGCGAUUCUCGUCGGGAAUAUUGAAGCCGCGGUGUCGCUGUGCUUCGCGAGCAAGCGCUACGCUGACGCUAUUGUGCUCUCCAUGGCUGGAGGGCCGGACCUUCUGGCCAGGACACAGUACAGGUAUUUCAGUGAACACUCCGGAGCGCUAAACUCGCUGAUUAAUUCGGUCGUCAGCGAGAACUGGGUUGACAUUGUUAAUUCCGGAGAUGUUUCUUGCUGGAAGGAAACUCUGGUUGGGAUUUUCACUCAUUGCAACGGCGAGGAGUGCGCUGCGCUUUGCGACGCUCUAGGAGACCGUCUUGCGAAGACAGAAGACCCUGCGCUGAAGAAACACGCUCAGAUUUGCUACAUCUGCGCGGGGAAUCUCAAUAAAAUGAUUUCUGUUGCGGACACCGAUAUUCAGGAGACUGUCGAGCUGGUGAUGGUGAUGAAGCGCGCUCUCGAGCUCCAGGGAGUCAAGAGAGUCGAGGUUGAUGGAAACAUCGCUGGAGUCUUGUCCCAGUACGCUGAAAUUCUCGCCAGUGAAGGCGACCUCGAAGCUGCGCUUAAUUAUCUUGGAGAUGGCCAGGAUCCGCGCAUUGUCAUGCUGAGAGACAGGUUGUGCAAGGCUUUGACUUACUUGCAGCCAGCUCAGCCAACUCAAGCGCGGCAGCAAGUCCAAGGACAACUGGGACAGUUCAAUCAGAUGCCGCAGAAGCCGGCUCAGAAUUUCUACACUCCUGCUGCUUCGAAGCCCAACUACCAGCCGACCCAGACCUGGAACACCAGCCCGCUCCAGAAUUCGUACGUGAUGGGUGGCCAGCAGGUCCAGACUGUCCAGCCUACCAGCCAGCAGCCUCCUAAUGUUUACUCGCCGCAAAUUCUCCAACCCCAGACCCCUCAACCGCCUCCUAGUUUGAUGACCCAGCCGCCGCAGAGUUCUGGAGGAAGCCAAUCAGGAUCUAGACCGCCGAGUGUCGGUCCCCAGUCCAGGCCCAAGUACAUGAUUGAUCCUUCGGUCAAACCUGCUUACAGUGGCUACGGCCCUCAGCCGGGAUACAAUCAAAAUUCUUAUCAGCCCUAUGGAAAUUAUACGGCCAGUUCCUAUGGGCAGGAAGCUGAACAGUUCAAGCCGAAUAUCAUGACACCGGCGUUACCGGCCAAUCCACCUUCUAUUUAUGAUCCAAGACCUCAGCAGCAGCAGCAGGUGACUCAGAACCCUCAAGGGUUUGUUAAUGAACCAGCUUAUCAACCUGGCUCUCAUAGUUCUGGGUGGAAUGAUCCACCUAUUGCUAAAUCUGCGCGUGCUCCGCCAGUUUUGGCACUGUACACCAAAAACGAAAUCUCGGCAGAACACGCGGGCACAAGAAGAUGGCGAGCUAAUAAGAAUAAGAACUCGAAGAGUACUAAGACAAUGCAGUCAGAGUACCAUCAAGGCCCGCCAAUGAGUAAUUACAAUUACAAUCAGGGAUAUGGCCAGAAUAUGAUGAAUGAAAGUCAAUACAAACCUUUUGAACCCAUUAAACCUGUACAACAACAACAACAACAUGCACCCGAAGUUGCAAGAGAAGUUGUACCUGAAAAGCCUAAAGCGCCUAUACCUGAACAGCAUCUCUCGCAAAAUACUUUACAAGGACUUCAUCAAAUAUCCCAAAUGAUCCAGUCCGGUAAUUACCAAAACGGACUGGCAGUACACACGCAAUUAGUAUCUGGGCCAGACUUCAGUCAAAUCGCCUCUUUCAUGCCCGGAAUAAAAGUCUUACUGCAAAGCGCACUGCAAUUAGGAGUUUACAUUACGUAA
This is a messenger RNA of Cotesia congregata, 3450 nucleotides long. The record is from the annotation of a GenBank genome assembly. Lineage: Eukaryota; Metazoa; Arthropoda; Insecta; Hymenoptera; Braconidae.